AUGCGGGUCUUGGUGGCGAUCGGCUCCAACUUGGGCGACCGCGCUGGUCACCUGCACCGCGCUGUGGACGCGCUCAACCAGCUCGCGGGCACGGUGCUCCAGACGUCGGCGCUCUACACGACCGUGCCGCAGUACGUCACGGACCAGCCGCAGUUCCUCAACGCCGUCCUCGAGCUCGAGACGACCUUGUCUGCCGUGGACCUUCUCCUCUGCUUCAAGGAGAUCGAGGUGCUUGUCGGGCGCACGCCGUCGGGUCUGCGCUACGGCCCGCGCGUGCUCGACGUGGACAUUCUCUUCUAUGGCGCCGACGUCAUCGAGACGGCAACGGCCGUUGGACCCUUGCAUGUUCCGCACCUGCUCAUCCAGGAGCGCGACUUUGUCCUUCGCCCGCUGCUCGACAUCGCCGCCGAUUUUGAGCACCCGCAACUGCACAAGACGAUCCGAGAACUCUACAGCACGCUGCAAGCCACGACCGACAUCGAGACGCCGCCCGUGCCCGUGCUCUGCCUCGGGCCGACGCAGCUCUGGGUGCUGCACGCCAAGACGUACGUCAUGGGCAUUGUCAACGCGACGCCCGACAGCUUUAGCGCCGACGGCAUCGGCAACGCGCAGGUCGCCGUGGAGAAGGCGCUCGCCAUGGUCGCUGCCGGCUGCGACAUCAUCGACGUCGGCGGCGAGUCGAGUCGUCCCGGCGCAUCGCCCGUCUCGCUGGACGACGAACUCGCUCGCGUCCUUCCGGUCAUUCGUGGCAUCCGCGCCGUCUCGUCGAUCCCGAUUUCGAUCGAUACGACCAAGGCUGCUGUCGCGGCGGCGGCCAUCGAGGCCGGUGCGACGCUUGUCAACGACAUUUCGGCGGGCCAGGCCGACGUGGCCAUGCUUUCGACCGUUGCCGCGUUGAAAGUGCCGUACAUCCUCAUGCACAUGCGCGGGACACCGGCGACCAUGACGUCCCUCAAGGAGUACAAGAACGUCGUCGACGACGUCGCGGCCGACUUGAGCACGCUCGUGGCGGCGGCGGUCGCGGCGGGGAUUCCGACGUGGAACCUCGUCGUGGACCCUGGCAUCGGCUUUGCGAAAGACAAGCACUUGAAUCUGCAGCUCCUCCGACACGUGGCGACGCUCCGAGCGCGCUGCGCCCCGUGCCCCGUCUUGGCGAUGGCGAUGGCCGACGACAACCUUCGCGACGCGCUGGACGAGGUCGGCUUUGAGACGAUCUUUACCGUCUACAGCGCCGGGCGCGAGGCGAUCGCGACCGAGCACCUCUCGACCGUGCUGGCCAAGAUGGGCUACACCGUGGCGCGGCGCGACCUCGAGCGGUACCUCGACGAGCUCGACCCGGACGCGACCGGCGACAUCACCAAGUCGGUCUUUCUCCAGUGGUUUGCACUGCACGCGGACCGGCUCGGCGACGACGAGCCGACGACGCGGGACGACGAGCCUCCGCCGCUCUCGGCGAUCCACAGCGAGAUGCUCGACGCCAAGAUGCAGCGCAAGCGCACCGAGGACGAUGUGCAGCUGCUCGCGAACCGCCUUGCGCACCUCCGAAUGGAGGAGAAGAAGGCGCAAAAGAAGAUCGACGAGGCCAACAAGCGCGCGCGCGAGAUCGAGCUCGUGAAGAAGCGCAACGCCGACCACCUGCGCAUGAAGCGCGAGCACAUGGAGCGGCAGCAGUCCAACGUGCGCAGUGCGCUCGUCGAGCACUCCAAGACGGCGGUGCUCUCUCAGAAGCGCAAGGAGACGGCGAUCCUCACGCUCACCGAGCAGCGCGCCAAGCAAGCGCAGGACAAGAAGGCGCGCCAGCAGCAGCUGAGCAUGCAGUUGGCCAAAGAGAAGGAGGCCGAGCGCAAGCGGCUCUUGCAGCAGUCCGAGGCCAUCAAGCGCAGCGAGCUCGAGGCCGCGCGGAAGCGAGACCUCGCGCGCAAGAACCACGAGCAGCAACUGGUGCGCAACGCACGAGACAAGCUCGCAGACGAGUACAAGAAAAGCAUUGCGGAAAACAUUCUGCGCGACAUGGAGAACGAAGAGGCGCGGCUCAUCGAGAGACUCAAGAACACGCAGGAGCACCAGAAGGAGGCGUUCUUAAACCUCGAGCAUGCGAUCCAGCUGCAGCUCCACACCAGCUAG
Molecule: messenger RNA, 2124 nt
Organism: Saprolegnia parasitica CBS 223.65
Lineage: Eukaryota; Oomycota; Saprolegniomycetes; Saprolegniales; Saprolegniaceae
Exons: 15
Coding region: 1-2124 (707 amino acids)
Biological process (GO): tetrahydrofolate biosynthetic process
Cellular component (GO): mitochondrial envelope
Molecular function (GO): 2-amino-4-hydroxy-6-hydroxymethyldihydropteridine diphosphokinase activity; dihydropteroate synthase activity
Source: RefSeq, a predicted model, not a curated record